Molecule: messenger RNA, 1485 nt
Organism: Hibiscus syriacus
Lineage: Eukaryota; Viridiplantae; Streptophyta; Magnoliopsida; Malvales; Malvaceae
Exons: 4
Coding region: 1-1485 (494 amino acids)
Source: RefSeq, a predicted model, not a curated record
AUGGUGCUUGCUCUCUCUGCCAAGAACAAACUCGGAUUUGUUGAUGGUUCCAUUGCAACCCCUGAUCCGUCCAUGGUAGAUCAGUUCAAUGCUUGGGCUCGUGCCAAUAAUUUGGUGAAUUCUUGGAUUCUGAAUCCAGUUUCCAAAUAUAUUGUUGUCAGCUUGCUUUAUCAUACUUUUGCUAUCAAGACUCAAUCUGGUAAUCGCAAGAACAUGCCUUUGUGCAGUUAUUGUAAAAUUCUUGGUCAAUCGAAGGAUAGAUGUUACAAAUUGCAAGGUUAUUCAAGAGUGGCUCACACAAAUUCGACGGUUUCUCAACAAGAUUCUUCUUUGAUUAGUGAUGUUUUCACACCUCAGCAAUGCCAGCAAUUAAUUGUUAUGCUUACAUCUCAGCUUCAAAAUGCUUCAUCUUUGGACGUUCCUUCCACGUCCAUAAAUAAUACCAUGCAAGGUAAGCUUUUAUCACAUAUGGACAAUUUAUCUCUUGGAAAGUCGAAUUAUUGGAUUAUAGAUUCUGGAGCUUCACAACAUGUUUUGUUAUUCCAAGUCUCUUUUGAAUCUUUAUUUCCUAUCACAAGUUGUCCAGUUACUUUGCCUGAUAGGUCUACAAUACCAGUCAAAUUUGUGGGAACAUUCAGAUUCUCUCCUGAUUUUGUUUUGUAUGGUGUAUUGUUUGUACCAGAUUUUCAAUUCAAUCUACUAUCAGUUAGUGCCUUGUUAAGCAAUUCUGAUUUUAGUGUGUUGUUUUGCAAAACAAAUUGUUUGAUCCAGGACCUUCUUCAUCGAGUGAUUGGGAAGGGUGAGUUGUUUCAAGGUCUCUACCUGCUGCAGAUGUCUUCUUGUGCAUCUAGUUUUCCUUGUAAUAUUGUUUCUAGUGAUUCGUUCAUUGCUUGGCAUAACAAACUAGGUCGUCCUAGUUCCCAUGUUCUGCAUUUUCUUAAAGAUGUUUUAUUUCUAAAAACUGUAAAAGCGAGAGAUCCUUGUCAAAUAGAUAAAUUUUCUCCUCGUGCUUUACCUACUGUGUUUCUUGAAUAUCCUCCAGGUGUAAAGGGGUAUCGGGUUUAUGUGCUAAAAACUCAUAAGUUUAUGGUUUCUCGCAACGUGGUAUUUCAUGAGAACAUUUUUCCAUUUCAAAACGUUCAGUUGCCUGAUCAUUUUGUUGAUGUUUUCCAGGAUUUUUGUUUACCACACAUUGUGCGAGAUUCGGUUGAUCACUCACAUGUUUUCGAAACUCAACAUACACAUAAUGAUUCAUUGCUUGAGGAGCAAACCAAUCAUGACAUUAUUGUGGAGGAACACAAUGUUUCGUCUGGUGUUGAUGAUGUUUCUGGCGAAUCAGAUUAUUUGUCUUCUUCGAGGUUGUCCUCUGAGUACAAUGGUUUCGUUGCCAACAUUUCUUCUCAAUGUGAGCCAUCCUUUUAUCACCAGGCUGUCAAGUCUUCCGUUUGGAGAGAUGCUAUGGAUGAUUGUAACACCCCAAUUUAG